AUGAAUUUCCUCCGGAGGCGUCUCUCAGACAGUAGUUUCGUGGCAAAUUUGCCCAAUGGCUACAUGAUGGACUUGCAGCGCCCUGACAACUCCACAAGCUCCCCGGUUUCUCCUGCCAUGGAGAGAAAGCAUCCGCAGCCACCACAGCCCUCACACUCUUCCUCUACUGGCACCAGCAUCUUCAGCUCCAUCUCCAGUGCCAUGAAGCAAACCACACAAGCGGCUGCAGGACUAAUUGACCACUCGGCCAGCCCCACACCGCCUGUGGCCCAGAAACCCAAGAUCCUCCUCGUGAUCGAUGACGCACACACAGACUGGGCCAAAUAUUUCCAGGGGAAGAAGGUCAAUGGAGAAUUUGAUAUCCGAGUGGAACAGGCUGAGUUCUCCGAGCUGAACCUGGCUGCUUAUGUCACCGGGGGCUGCAUGGUGGACAUGCAGGUCAUGAGGAAUGGCACCAAGGUGGUAAGCAGGUCCUUCAAGCCGGACUUUGUCCUGAUCCGGCAGCACGCCUACAGCAUGGCACUGGGAGAGGACUUCCGCAGCCUCAUCAUCGGCCUCCAGUACGGUGGCAUCCACACGGUGAACUCCCUCUACUCCAUCUACAACUUCUGCAGCAAGCCCUGGGUGUUCUCUCAACUCAUUAAAAUCUUCAACUCGCUGGGUCCUGAGAAGUUCCCCCUCGUGGAGCAAACGUUCUUCCCAAGCCAUAAGCAGAUGCUCACAACUCCCAAUUUCCCUGUAGUGGUCAAGCUGGGACACGCGCAUGCUGGAAUGGGGAAGGUCAAGGUUGAGAACCAGCACGACUUCCGGGACAUGGCCAGCAUAGUAGCCAUGGCCAAAACCUACGCCACCACCGAGCCGUUCAUUGACUCCAAGUACGACAUCCGAAUCCAGAAAAUUGGCAGCAACUACAAGGCUUACAUGAGGACGUCCAUCUCUGGAAACUGGAAGGCAAACACAGGUUCCGCGAUGCUAGAACAGAUUGCAAUGACAGAGAGGUACAGACUCUGGGCAGACGCCUGUGCGGAAAUGUUUGGAGGUCUUGACAUCUGCGCUGUCAAAGCUGUCCACAGCAAAGAUGGAAAAGACUAUAUCAUUGAGGUGAUGGACAGCUCGAUGCCCCUGAUUGGGGAGCACGUGGAAGAGGACAGACAGCUUAUAGCUGAUCUGGUUGUCUCCAAAAUGACUCAGCUUGUCAUCACUGCUGGAUCUACGCCGUCACCGCUGAGGCCUUGGCCUCCACAAGUUCAGCCUGCGUCAAUGAAAUCUCAGACUGGACCUCUGCUUGGACAACUGUCCCAACCACGGCCUCCUCCCCAAGGAGGACCACGCCAGCCUCAGGGAUCUCAGCCUCCACGGACAAACGCGCCUCCACAGCAGCGGCUCUCUCCUCAAGGACAGCAGCCCCAGAGUCCCCAGUCCACUUCACCUCAGCAGCAAAGGUCACCUGGAUCUCCACAGCAAGUCCGAUCAGCAACUGGGUCCUCUCCAGUCCAGGCUUCCAAGGCAGGAGUGUUCCCUCCACAGCAGCCUAGACCUCCUGCUCAAGGGCGUGCUCCUAGCCAGCCAAGCCCCACUGAAACGUCCAAGCAGCAAGCCACCCCACACCCACAUCUGAACAAAUCGCAGUCCUUGACAAACACCUUCAGCAUAUCUGAAUCAUCUCAGCGGGGAAAUGCCAAUGAAGAUGAAGCAAAAGCUGAGACCAUCCGCAACCUGAGGAAAUCAUUUGCUAGCCUGUUUUCCGAUUAACAGCCCUGCAGCUGGAUCCGUGCUUUACUCAGCCCUCACUCUUCAUACCAGCGUACCUGAUGUCAUCCUGGAAUACACCCAAUGGUACCCAGUGAUUUACAACUCACACCUGGGUAAAGGGAAUUUAGAAAACUAUAGUUGUUUUAAUACAAAGAAAAUAUUAUAAUAACGGUCUGAAAAGUGACUGUAUAAAAGUGGCACUAUUUCAUUAGGUUUUGUGCAUAAUCAGAAUCAUAUCUGUUUAAAUGACUGAAUUGUAAAGCAAAUUUUACUCUUGCUAACCCCUGUGGAGUCAACAUGUUAUGACAGUGCAAAUUAGAUUUUAUUUUCAUUUGUAUAUAGUCAAUACAAUCGCUAACUGCCAAUUACUGAAUCCUUGUUGAGGUCAAGCUAAAAAAAUAUAUAGGCUUAUUUCAGAAGAUGUGCAAAGAUGGAGUCAAGAGUAAGUAUUCAUUGAGCAUGCUUGAGCAUGGAAACACAGUGAACUGUGGAACUUCAUGAUACCAAUGUUAUAAAAAGUCACUUUUCAGAGCAAAACUACUUUCAAGUUAAAUAUGGUACCAGACAUCAGUAAGCACCAAAGAUCACAUGAGCAGGUCAUCCAGAUGGACUGCUGGUUUGCUCCAGAUCACUCUGCUCAUGGCAGAUAAAACAUCUCUGUUUCAUGCCUUGCAUUUAUGUCCCGUGCACGUGAUUCCUGAGUUCUGAGAGAAAAAUGUCAUGUUCUAACCCUGUAGCCUUAGCUCAAAAAUAACCUGAGAAAUGGGCCUUCCACACAGAAAAACAACUUCUUCCCCUGCCCCUGCAAACACCAGAGUUCACGUUCACAGUUCACACAAAUUCCAGACAAAACCCAGCUAAACUCCAAGCACUUUGGUGACUUGGUCACAUCUGGCUAAGUAUGUCCCCCAGGAACAUGAUUAAUUAAUAGCAGAGUUGAUGAAGUGUACAUACUUGUGUGCUGAGUGUUCCAUAAUACCGAACGGACAGACAGAUGGAGUGAAAUCCUGUCUCCAUCCUUGAACUCCCAUUGACUUCACUGGGGUGAGCGCAAAAUGAAUGCAAGGUGACAAACCUGCAAUAGAACAGGAAAACUAUCCUUUACAAAUAAGAUGAGCUGGGCUCCAUCCAGAGACACCAGGCCAUGGGAGGGCUUGUAUGGGAUUGCCCCGAGCAGGUAAUGAUCGGCACUAAGUCCUCCCCGACCACCCCCAAGAAUUAUUCUUCCAGAGAAGACAAGAGAUGGAUCUCUGCCAGGUGUGCUUUUCCUCCAAGCCUGCAACACAGGAUGAAGCUGUGUAUGAGCACAUAUACUAGAACUGGGACAUGGCAAAAACCAGGAAUGGCACAAGCUACAUCCACAAUUGAAAAAAACCCAUCUUGGGUAAAUCAAUGUAUCUAUGGCUAUUUCAACCAGCUGAGAACCUACCCCUUGCACCGUGCUAGUUCUAUUUACAACACACCUAAUGCAGGCGCCAGUCCCCAUCCCACCCCCUCAACUUUUCUUCAAGUUUUGUCAAGUACUUUAGUCACAAACUGUGCAUACAGCUUCAAGGCCAGACUUUUGACUUUGUGCUUCCCAUAGCAACUUCACCUUGAUGACACUUAGGAAUGCCCAGGGAGGCAGGGAGGUCAGUAAGUUAAAAACAUUUGAGCCAAUGGCACAGAUCUUUGCCAUCACUUAAACAGGGAGACCCCCAAAGCAGCAAAAGCAACAGCAGCAUUUGCCAUCUUGGAUCUUAUGACUCACUGGUGGGAAUAAAGCCAAACAAGCAAUUCCUUCCUGCAUAGCACCUGCAAUAAACAUCUAAAUCCAAUGCAGUCAUCUGGACCUUGUAUGACCUACCCCUGAGCAGGCCUUUACACACACAAUGGCUUUUGCGACCUGUGCGCUUUCAGGCAAGUAACAGCAUAGCUUUUCCAGGUUGGAAGGCACUCGAGAGACUCAUCUGGCUCAAUGAUUUAUACCUCAAGUUCAGUAUUAUAGAACCACCCUAUUCCCUGAUGAUUUUUUUUCCAGUUCUGUGUUGUCCUUCCAGCUUUGCUAAGCAGUUUACAAUGUAGCAUCAUAAAUACAUGUCAUUGCCUGAGAAAAAAAACAGACGCUGCUGUUUCACAGUCUCCAGGAGCAAUAAAAGAGUGACAAAUGGCCUUGAGCAAGCACUGUCCCACUGGCAAGAACAAUAGCAGAUUAACAGACUCCACUAUAUGGAAAGGAGGUAAUACAACCCUGGUGGGAGAGGAUUUCCUUCUGUAACACUUCCCUCAGCAUGGUCUAUGCCUUUCCCAACUAAAUGGUCACCAGAGAUGCAGAGACAAAAAUAAAAGUUUACUGCCAGAACCCUCAAUUGCUCUAUUCCCUGAAUCUUUUUAUGUCUCUGUUACCAACACAAUCCACGCAAAAAAUAAGUAAGCAGUGACUAGUAUGGCAUGGCCCCAUAAAUUGACCCCAGUUCAUCACUGAAACCACAAGGGUUGGAUCAUUUGUUGAUGCUGCAUGUGAACACAGCAGGGCUGUCCUCCAAUGGACCACAGUAACAGGAUAGCACUGUCAAUACCCAGCAGUGGCUCGGAUCUCUUUGUUUGCCUGCAGCUCCCAGCUGUCAUCUUUCAAGGGACAAGCAAGCAGAAUGGCAUCCCCCCUCCUCCUAGCUCCAGCUUGCAAAGACAAGUAAAAGUAACAGGCACUCUCAGCUUAACUGGGUUACUCCUAUAGCUCCCAAAAAGCAUCUUCGAUUCUAUCCACACAAGUCCUUUAAUGAAAAUGCUGAAUUAAUUUCCCAAGAUAAAAUUAUGAAACUCUAUACUGCCCCACGUAAAUAUUCCAACAAUAUACUUCAAUCUCCAACUAUGAUGCUCACAUACUAGAUGUUGAUGCAGUUGUGAAUCUCCUGCCAGCCACAUCAUAUAUUCAGGUUAUCACCUUUGAGGCAGGGUUUCUAUUCAAAAAUCCCUACAACCUAACAAAGCAAGAGACAGAGGGAAUACAAGGGGUAUACACUCCAUUUGAUCUGAUGGGGAACUAAGGUAUGCCCCAAGAGGCAUUUAGGUACCUAAAUAUAACAGCUGGAGUCAGGGGCAGUAAGAAGGCAACAGAAAAGUUGAAUAAAGUUACAUUUAAAUCCCAGUGCAGACAUGCCCCAGAGCAUGCCUUGGGGUCUUUAUCACACAGCUGUGAAAACUGAGCACCUGGUCAGGGCUUCCCUUUUGUCCUGCCUGCUUUAAUUUUCUUCACAUGGAAGCCAGGAAACACAAACAGAUUUGCAUGUUUGGAUCUGGCCCAAGAAGGAGCUGGGACACACCUAAGACACCCGCUCAUAUCCACCACCUGGAAAAUCAAUUUUGCUGUUCAGAUACAGAUUGAGAAGCAUCUUGCCUUUCUUGUAAUAUCUAGGUGUGGUAUUUCAUGAGGAAUGUCACUUAUGUUCCCAUGCAACUAAAAGUCUUGUAUAAAUUUAAGGUUCAGAAGAAUCGCAGUCCCACUCCAGUAACUGCAGCGGUAUCUUCUUUUUCACUAACCACAGGCAGGUACAUAAGACCUUACACCCUGCAUAUGACCAAGCUACUUCAGCUGGUUGGCUUAAGUUCCACGAAUAAGAUAAAACAAUACAUAGAAAAGCCAAGGACAAUAGUUCCUUAUUUCCAAGUGACUAACAGAUGAACAGCACGGGUAAGGAAUGCCCACCUUCAGGCAUUUCAUCUUUUGAGAUUUCUCUUCUGCAGAGUUUGCAAAUGGCAGUGACACUCACACCUGGCUGAGUAGCUGGUGAAUAAACAAAAUAAGCAGCUAGUUUUCAAAUAUUUCUGCUGUUUCGUCUUCUAAUUUUAUACCAUUGGUCCUGACAUACUCACUUUAUAUUUCAUAUCCUGUUCUAUGAAUAAGGGAACUCCUCUUUAGGGAACUCGGCAGUUGAGAAGUCAGGCUCCCGUAUCUUUGGUUCACAAUAGCUUUACUACAAUGUGAAGGAACAACAAAGAAAGGGAAGGAAUAGCUUCAGGUCACUUUGUGGCAUAUCUGUACAAAGGUUGAGUUCAUUUCUUCAAAAACAGAUGUUCAAAUGACAAAAUCCAGGAUAAACAGAACCUGUGGCAUCAGCCUGGCAGAAGGAUGACGAGGCUGUCUUCAUGGCAGGGAGGGCCCAAAUCCAGAGCGGCAUGGGGCACACCAGCAGAGCGAGCAACCUGACUGUCAUCAAGGCACCGGUAAAGCAAGUACCAUUGGCACUACAAAAUUAACUCCUCUCACACAUAUAGAGAUCAUAGUUCCCAGAAAUAGCUUGAAAAAAGUGAGAAAUUACAAAUUAUUUUAUCAGUUAAAGCUGUAUAGCCUUAUCUGAAUAUCACAAGGACAAUGGUGCAAGACCAACACAGUGUAGAUUCCCCUUUUCCUUUUUAUAGUCAGUGGAAUAUAAAGAAUUACUAAGCUCUAAGAGGCCUGACUACACACUUAAGUGAAAACUCUGCUGGAACAAGGCAAUUCAACCGCUGCAGGCAAAUGUUAAAAAAAUUAAGGCCAGUCUUGGUAUUGAAGGGAAACCACUGCCCCCUCACUCUAUGAAUACAUACUCUUAGGUGUUUUAUCAUGGCAGGAUUUGCACUGGUAUGCCGCUGCUGUGAAGUAGAAAAGGGAAGAAAGAAGAAAUACAACUUUUGACAGCAAAAUAUUUUACUUCCAUGGGAGCUGAUGGCAAAACUUCCUGACCCUACUGAAGUCAACUGAUUUUAUACAAAACAAGUAGAUGAAUCACUGAAAUAUCACCUGAAAAAGCACGUAAGUAUUACUGAUUAAAUAGCUUGUAUUUAAUAGGAA
Egretta garzetta (little egret) is the source of this 6562-nucleotide messenger RNA. It is a transcript of the gene SYN3, whose product is annotated as synapsin III. Bases 1 to 1752 code for a protein of 583 amino acids. Gene Ontology annotation, biological process: neurotransmitter secretion. Gene Ontology annotation, cellular component: synaptic vesicle; synaptic vesicle membrane. The transcript is spliced from 14 exons. Gene Ontology annotation, molecular function: ATP binding. The record is from RefSeq and is a predicted model, not a curated record. NCBI's taxonomy places the organism in Eukaryota, Metazoa, Chordata, Aves, Pelecaniformes, Ardeidae.